GUCUCGGAGCGUCGUUUCUGUGACAGGGGACCUCUGCCCAAGGAACAGGGACAACAUGCGCCAGCUCGAAGCACCGGAGCGGUGCAGCCCCGGUGCCCCCUGCACCCACCGCCCCUGCCCCGGUGCCCUCCUGCCGCCGGGGCUGCCCGGCAGGAGGUGCCGCAGAGGCGGGGGGUGAAGGCAGGACGGGCUCCGCGGCCCCUCCGCCCGGUGCUCCUCUCCUGCCGCAGAGGAGGAGGCUCGGCCGCCGCCAGCACCGGCACCGAGCGGUCCGCGGGGAGCCGAGCCGCGGGCGGCAUGGAGUGGGAGCUCAACCUGCUCCUCUACCUGGCGCUGUUCCUGCUGCUGCUGCUGCUGCUGCUGCUCCUGCUGUGCCUACUCCUCCGGCAGCUGCGGGGCUCGGCGGGAGCAGCCCCGCGCCUCCUCCCGCCACCCCGGCAGCCUUGGGCUGAGUGCCGGGAGCCGGGAGCUGGGAGCCGCCCGCCGCUGCCGCCGCCUCGGGCCGCCCCCAGGUGUUUGCAGCUCUGUGUUAAGGAAGAAUUGGAAGUGCACUGUGCCAGCAGGAGCCCUGGGAAGCAGGUUGUUACAUCCUGGUUCACGUUCGCUAAGAAACAAAGCACUAAUGCCACCCUUCCGGGGCAUCACAGAAAAGGAGGAGAAAGCCGGCACGCAGCCGGUGGUACCCGGCCUGCAGGCGGCCCCGGGAGGCGGCCGAGGCUCGCUGGGCGCCUGGGGUGGGGCUGGCCCGGCCCCCGGGUGAGGCAAGAGCGGCGGGGCCGCAACGGGACCUCCUCCCUCUCGGCUCCAGCCUCUCUCGGUGCCUCUCUCGGAGCCUAUCUUGGUGCCUGUCUCUGGAGACUCGAACUCGGCCCCACCCGGAGGAUCCCAGAAAUGGCGAAGUACACGAGAGGCACCGUGACAGCCUUCGCUCCUUUUGAUGCCAGAGCUGAUGCAGAAUCCCUUCGUAAGGCCAUGAAGGGAAUGGGGACUGAUGAAGAAACCGUGCUGACAAUCCUCACCACCAGAAACAAUGCUCAGCGUCAAGAAAUAGCCUCUGCCUUUAAAACCUUAUUUGGCAGGGAUCUCGUGGAUGACCUGAAAUCAGAACUUACUGGCAAGUUUGAAGCCUUGAUGGUGUCUCUGAUGAGACCAGCGUAUAUUUUUGAUGCUCAUGCACUGAAGCAUGCCAUCAAGGGAGCAGGAACCAAUGAGAAAGUGUUGACUGAAAUUCUUGCCUCCAGAACACCUGCAGAGGUGCAGAAUAUUAAACAAGUUUAUCAGCAAGAGUAUGAAGCCAGCCUGGAGGAUAAGAUCACAGGAGAAACAUCAGGCCAUUUCCAGAGGCUACUGGUGGUGCUGCUGCAGGCGAACAGAGAUCCUGAUGUUGGAGUUGAUGAGGCUCUUGUUGAGCAGGAUGCACAGGUUUUGUUCAGAGCUGGGGAGCUGAAAUGGGGAACAGAUGAGGAAAAGUUCAUCACUAUCUUGGGAACCCGCAGCGUUUCCCACUUGAGGAGGGUGUUUGACAAGUACAUGACCAUUUCUGGCUUCCAGAUUGAAGAGACCAUUGACCGGGAGACCUCUGGUGAUUUGGAAAAGCUGCUUCUGGCAGUGGUGAAAUGCAUCCGAAGUGUGCCUGCCUAUUUUGCUGAGACCCUGUAUUAUUCCAUGAAGGGGGCUGGCACUGAUGAUGACACCCUGAUCAGAGUCAUGGUUUCAAGAAGUGAAGUUGAUCUGCUGGAUAUUAGACAAGAAUUCAGAAAGAAUUUCGCUAAAUCCUUGUAUCAAAUGAUUCAGAAAGACACAUCUGGGGACUACAGGAAAGCGCUGCUGCUCCUCUGCGGCGGAGACGACUGACCUGAUGGGCAGGGGACACCCAGCACUUGUUGUACUCCAGCUUUGCAGGCCUUUAUUAGCAUGUCUGCCUGAGGUUUUGUAUCUUAAUGCUUUGUGGCUGCUUGAAUUUAUACUAGGAAUUGCACGUAGUAAAAAGAAGUGUAUUGUUAUCCCUCUUCUUCCCCACAUCCAAACUUCCAGGAAUUUCAAGUGCCUUUCUGUCAUCUGUGAGACUCACCUUCAUGGAAGGUGGGUGCUGAACACAGAACCCAGUUCUUUACAGGUGUUUUGCUGAAAUAGGAAAAAAUAAUCAUGUAUUUCACAAUAAACUCAAGAUUAUUCUUUUUUGCUUUUAUUCCUUAUGUUUCCACUUGAAUGUUAAGCUAGUUCUAACAUGACAAGGAAAUCCUUUGUAUGUAAUAUUUGAAUGAAUUUGCUGAACGUAUUACAAGUAAUCAUUGGAAAUCUAAAGGACCAAUAAAUCCUUUCCCCUCUCA
Messenger RNA from Prinia subflava (tawny-flanked prinia), 2330 nucleotides. Its product is annotated as annexin A5. The record is from RefSeq and is a predicted model, not a curated record. Gene Ontology annotation, biological process: negative regulation of coagulation. Gene Ontology annotation, molecular function: calcium ion binding; calcium-dependent phospholipid binding. Gene Ontology annotation, cellular component: cytoplasm; sarcolemma. NCBI's taxonomy places the organism in Eukaryota, Metazoa, Chordata, Aves, Passeriformes, Cisticolidae. Bases 298 to 1854 code for a protein of 518 amino acids. The transcript has 15 exons.